Molecule: messenger RNA, 1011 nt
Organism: Lutra lutra (Eurasian river otter)
Lineage: Eukaryota; Metazoa; Chordata; Mammalia; Carnivora; Mustelidae
Exons: 2
Coding region: 1-1011 (336 amino acids)
Source: RefSeq, a predicted model, not a curated record
AUGCCUGUUUCUUGCUCUGCACCCGGGGCUGACCUAGCGUCUUGGCGGAGCCCGCGGUGGAGCAGCAGCGCGUCCCCCCGGUCGGCCUCUCUCCGGCCUCGGACGCCGGGCUCUGACGCGCUCCGCCCGCGGCUUCCCCCCGCCGCCCCCCGCUCCCCCGUAAGUCCGCGAGCCCGCGCGGCCGGUCCGCCCUGCGCACUCGCUUCUAGGCCCCCGGCGCGACCGCCAGGAUCUUCCGCGGCAGCAGCCGGAACAGGCCCGGGCCGGUGUCCACGCAGCUCUGUCCGCCGCCUUCGGCCUCAGACUGCUCCUGGGGGCUGUAGCACGGACGCUUGUCCGACCUGGACGCAGCGCCCCGCGACCCUGACCUGGCUCAGGACACAGAUCCUCGGCGCCCUCCGUGCCCGGCCCUGCCUCCGAGGCCCGCACCCCGCCCGGGGAGGACGAAGCCAGGACGAAACCAGGUGCUGGAGCGCGCGGAGCCUGCUCUCCCCCGCGGAGCCAGAACCGCCCCGCGAGGACCGACAGAUGGACUUGGGCUCUUCAGCACUUGGCACAAGCCUGGAUGGCAGGGGCCAGCCUCAGACACACUUACCUCUAUGUGCCUCCACCUCGCUAGCACAGAGCUGUGUCUUGGACAUUACUGCGGGCCUCGGCUCCAGAGUCAUUUGGAGGAACAUGUCCCUCGAUCGCGGGGCAUGCGGAUCAACUCCGAAUUCCCUGUCCGAGGGGAAGGAGGAGCGAGACCCAGGGCAGCCUUCCCAGUGGCAGGCCCCCCUCCCUGCCGAGACCUGCUGGCUGGGCUCUGGUUUCCUUAGCCCGACGCUGCCCUGGCUGCAUGCAGACCAUGGUCCUUGCACUCAGUGCCAAGAGGGUGGCUUGGAAAAGCAAACUCUGGAGAGAAAGUCAAAGUCGACUUCAAAGGAACUGGUGGUCUGUGCAGAUGUGUUUUUCCCAGCAGACAGCCUCGAGAGGACCAAAAGGCCUCGAUGGCGUCCCGUCUGCAGCUGA